Messenger RNA from Cajanus cajan (pigeon pea), 1102 nucleotides. RefSeq lists its product as uncharacterized. The record is from RefSeq and is a predicted model, not a curated record. Gene Ontology annotation, molecular function: protein binding. Lineage: Eukaryota; Viridiplantae; Streptophyta; Magnoliopsida; Fabales; Fabaceae.
UUGGCAUUUUUUGAUAUGAUAUCCCCAAGAUCAAAUUCAGUAGUAAUUAAACAUUAAACAUAUAAUGGUUGCCAUGCUCUAUUUUUAAAAGCCUUGAUCAUUCACCCUCUUUACCAAUGCAACAUGAGCAGAUUGAGAAAAUUGAAAAAAAUAGAGGGGCAAAGGAGAAGCCCCCGAAUAUCUGCAUUGGAGGCUGAGGCUCAUGGCCAUUCAGCGAGUCAGGGACCUGCAUUUCGCACUAGGGGUAGAAAGAACACAAAUCUGAGGCCACUUCAACAACUCACACCUUCACCAAACCAGGUUGUGAAACAUUCUCGACAUCAAGAUAUUCAAAAGGAAACUGGUGAUGAUAAACCAUCAAAACUGCCAUCUUCAACAGUUUUGCCAGAAAAACGAAUACUUCAACUUGUACUUGACACUUUACAAAGGAGAGAUACCUAUGAAAUAUUUGCAGAACCAGUUGAUCAAAACGAGGUUGAAGAUUAUUACGCAAUCAUUAAAGAGCCUAUGGAUUUUGGCACCAUGAGAGCUAAACUACACGAGGGGAUGUACAAGAGUUUAGAACAAUUUGAGCUUGAUGUUUUCUUAAUAUUUGACAACGCGAUGCAGUUUAAUUCUUCUGGUACUAUAUAUUUCAGGCAGGCUCGUAUUAUAAAUGAACUAGCUAAGAAAGUUUUUGAUCUAUUAAGAAACAAUCCUGAGAAGUUUGAAUUGGAAUUCUCAGAAACAAGGCGAAAAGUAGGUAGGAAAAACCAAGGAGAUUUUAGAGAUUCAACAGACCUGAAAUCCAGUGAAAUAGCCAUUGGCGUCCCCUCAAAAACUUUGCCAUGUUCUUCUCGUGGUACAUCAAUCAGGAAAAUCUUCAUGGCAAAUGAUGGAUGUUCUGACAUUGCUAAGGAUGUUGAAGCUAGACAUGUUGAAAGUAUUGCAGGUACUAAAGGUAGUAGCAGAUGCAGAUCUUUCGAGAUUGAUAAGCGUUGUACAUAUAAACCUUUGUCCCUUGAGAAGGAUAAGUCAAUAUUUUCAACCGUUUAUGGUAAAUUGAAAUUUCUUAAGCACGUGAGUCAUGUUUACUCUCCUUGUGUAAUGCGUCAAUGAAGUU